UCCAUCCGGGUCCUCAGCGCUUGAGCCAUGACGUCACGGGGUCCAGGAAUGGCGGCGCUGUCUACAGAGCGAAGCAGCCCGAAGAGCCCGAAACUUUAUUCCUAACGUCACUCAGCGACUACACGAGCUCCAUCGCUCCACCGACGGCCAUAUCAUCCUCUUAAAGAGCCAGCGCGACAGCAGAACCCAGUCUCGACGUUGUUACAGCUGAAUUUCGACGUCUCAGGCUAUAUUAGUUUGGUUGACUUUGCGAGGGCCAAAAGACAAGAGCACAGACAGCGACUAACGGUGCAUAUAAACAACAACAAGCGCCCCUAAACACCCUCUUUGAGUCCGCCCAUUUCACAGAAAGAUCUUACUUGUGUUUGCCUAGUUUCUUGAUUUGCUCAUACCCCGAAAGGCACGGCACUGGCCUGAUAAGGUGAAGCCACCAGCUGCGGGUUUGAUGCCACGAUGGAGAGUUUAACACUGAGCGAUGUCGAGCAGAAAUAUUACUCUGAACUCUUCCUCUUCUGUGAUGUGGAUAACACCAAGAAAGUGGCUUCCAAUGGCAAAGUUCUGGACCUCUUCCGGGCGGCCCAGCUCUCAAACGAAGUGGUCCAUCAGAUUACUGAACUUUGUGGGGCCACACGUCUCGGUCAUUUCGGUCGAAGUCAGUUCUACAUUGCACUGAAGCUCAUUGCAUUGGCCCAGUCUGGACUGCCCCUGCGCGUGGAGAGUCUGAACAAUGUCAGGGAUCUGCCCCUCCCUCGCUUUGUGAUGGGCAAGAACGAGCAGGAGAUGAGGCAUGCGGUCAUGUUUGCAGACACAGAGAACCAGGGGCCCUACCUACCCAGACCUCCAGGCCGAGUGCAAGCCAAAAAAGUGUCAGCGCAUGAGAUGAUUCAGCCCUGUGUGCCCACCGUAGAUCCACAGCCGGACACCACAUCUCCUGUAGUGUCACCGCACCAGUCCCCUCCCACCUCGCCCCAUGCGUGGAGGAAGCACAAACGCCAGGCCAGCGGUGGAAACGUUGACAGACAGCCCUCAGUGCCAGGAGUUGUUUGGCCACCUUUUAGAGAAGCACAGCCAGGACCAGUUACAGGUGAUGGGCUGUGGUCCGCCCAUUCACCCCCUCCUGUCCAGGAAAGUUGGGUCAGCUUUACAGACACGCCCCCCUCUUGCACACUUCCAAUGCAUCCCCCAUCAGCUCAGCAGCUACAGCAAGAAAACAGUAAUGGCGGACUGCUGCUCCUCACUCAGCCGGAGAGCACAACAGUACGGACUGUGCCGUCUUCAAUGACCACAAAUGAAAUCCAAAGACAGACCAGUGGUUAUGAUGACCCCUGGAAAAUCACAGAUGAGCAAAGACAGUAUUACAUAAACCAGUUUAAGACCAUUCAGGCUGAUCUCACUGGUUUCAUCCCUGGUUCAGCCGCGAAGGAAUUCUUUACGAAGUCGAAACUGCCUAUUCUUGAACUGUCUCACAUUUGGGAGCUAUCAGAUUUUGAUAAAGAUGGUGCACUGACCCUUGAUGAGUUUUGUGCUGCGUUUCAUCUUGUGGUAGCCAGGAAAAAUGGUUAUGACCUUCCUGAAAAGCUCCCCGAGAGCCUAAUGCCAAAGCUUAUUGACUUGGAUGACUCAGCAGGAGUUCCAGAACCAGAUCCUGAAGUGGGCUUUUCUGCUUCUCCUGUGGAGGUUACUCCAAAUAAAUCUCCUUCCAUGCCUUCCCUGAACCAGAACUGGCCUGAGCUCAACCAGAGCAAUGAGCAGUGGGAGACUUUUAGCGAACGCUCCUCAAGCUCUCAAACUCUGACCCAAUUUGAUUCUAACAUUGCACCAGCUGACCCUGAUACAGCAAUAGUCCACCCUGUGCCCAUUCGUAUGACACCCAGCAAGAUCCACAUGCAAGAGAUGGAGCUCAAGAGAACUGGAAGCGAUCACACACAUCCAACAAGCCCGUUAAUGGCGAAACCACCAGAACUUUCUGAGGAGACCAAGUUAGCAGCAGCUAUUAAAUUUCCUGGUACCACUGUUGGAGAUGGCUAUAGCAGCUCAGAUUCAUUUACAUCUGAUCAGGAGCCCAUUUCCAGUGCUGUGAACAGACAAAGGUCUCACUCUGGCACCUCCCCGGAAGGACUGAAGGUUGUGGCUCCGCCUCCACCUCCGCCACGCAUCAUUACCUCUCACUCACGAUCCUCCUCUCUAGACAUGAACAGAAACUUUGCUGCUGUCCCUGCAGGUCCACAACAGCCAGGUGUAGUUGCCUUUCCCCCAGCAGUCCCUCCCAGACCACUGCCCACACAGACAUCAGUGCCACAUGGUCACCGUUCGGUAGAGGGAGAUGGUCUUCCGGCACAUACCAGCACGUCACCCCAGCAGAUGCCAGAACAACCCAACUUUGCUGACUUCAGCCAGUUUCAGGUUUUUGCUGUCGACCAGCCGGCAGAUGAUGGAGAGAAACCAUCUGACAGUGGACAGGCAGAGAGAAGUGCAGAAACCACCGGGACGAUGAGAACAGCAAAGAAUGAAGUUCAGGCAGAGGAACGAAAUGCAAAUUCUGUCAACUCAGCCAAAGUAUCCACUCCAUUGGCCCCACCCCCUAAACCUGUUCGUCGAAGACUGAAAUCAGAAGAUGAGCUCAGACCAGAUGUGGAGGACCUUCCGCAAAAGUCUACCGUCAUAGCCACUGUUCUAGCAACCCAGCCCUCAAUUCCACGGUCUAUCGGUAAAGAUAAGAAGGCCAUCCAGGCUUCCAUUAGAAGAAACAAAGAAACGAAUACGGUUUUAGCCAGACUCAACAGUGAAUUACAGCAACAGUUGAAGGACCUGCUAGAAGAAAGAAUAUCGCUUGAAGUGCAACUGGAACAGCUUAGACCAUUUUCGCAUUUGUAAAAAAAAGAGUGUUCAGAUUGAAUGUUUAUGAGUGAUUACCCCCGUUUUUUUUUUUUUUUUUUGAGUGGUCUCUUGGAUCCUCUGGCAGGAUGUCCAUUUCACCCUUUCUCCACUCCUCUGCUGACUGUGUGAGAAGAGACACGAUCGCUGCUUCCUCCAGACUGUUCUGUCUCACACAGCCAUUCAGAGGGAUGGGGUCCAGGAACAAUAUCCGUUUAUGGCACUUUGAUGAAACAAAGUCUGUGUAGUUGUGUGUGUAAUACCCCAGACAUUGCAGGUUCUGUUUAGCAUGUGAGGCAAGAGCCUGACGUCAUGGCUGGCAGGAGGCUGUAAUUCUGGUAAACAUGAAGGAGCCUCUUCCCCUCCUCUUCUCCAGAGUCCUGAGGCAGCUUGUCAUGUUCUUCCAUGUUAGAAGCACCGUGUGUGCUCAGACAAUCAUGUUAGGCCAUGCACUGGUCUUAAAGAGGGGAGAACUGAUUUUUGGGAGAUCAUACUAUUUCAGAAGUACGCUUUAGAAAACUGAUUCUGACAUGCACUUGUUAAAGGGACAGUACACUAAAAAAAUGUAAAUUCACCCUCAAGUCUUUACAAACCCAUAUGACUUCUCAUUAAAAUCGAAAAGAGUGGCCAGGAUAUUCUUCAAAAAUGUACCUUUUCUAUCACAUGAAAGAAAGAAAGAAAAUCUUAUGGGUUUUGAGCAAAUUACAGAAUUGUUUUUUUUUUUUUUUGUUGGAUGAAUUGCCCUUUUAAUAUUUCUUCUUAGGCCAUAUCGGUGGACAGCACAGCUGUGUGUGUUUGUUUCAUGUGCGUGAGAGAGUUCGAGGAUGACGGUUACAAAUGUAUGUCAUCAAAAACGGCUUUCUUUUCUUCUCUUAACACACACUGUUGUGUUACUACAGAGCAACCUGUUCAACCGUGUACAGUUUUUCACCCCGAGAUAGCAGAUGUCCCUCUCUCAGUCUCAAAUGUUGACUGUACCUCAUGUAGUACAUCAUCUGAUUCAGUCCUGCACCACACAUUCAGUGCCAUCAUCAGUAUGUAAACCUGAGACCUGAAACAAUGACUGCACUUCCUCCACUUCGGCUUCCAUCUGUCUUUUCUCGUCACUGUUUUUGCAUGUCUUUCACAAUCUCAUUUUGUAUAAAACGGCUCUUUACGAUGAACCACUUGAUUUGUAUCCGUAACGUCUGAACUAAUGUGACGGUUGUGUUGUUACAUAGACUUGCACCAUAUCUUUCAUCCGUUCAUUUGUUUUGACUGAUGUCUGUUGUUCUUUUACUCCUCCUUAAAGCCUUAGGUUCUGGUGUGCAGGUUUUCACAGUAAUGUGCCCCCCCCCCCAUGAGCCUUUUCUCCCUGCUGUUCAGGCUGAUUUACUGUAUCAGGGGUAUGUUGUAUAUUGUAUGAUACACACCUUUUGAUCUCAUAUGUAAAUUUGCAUUAAUUGCUGACUAACAGCAAAUAUUCUAUUUAAUUGCUUAUAUAUUGGCUGUGUUAUCAUAAAUGUUUAACUGCAUGGAUGUGUCUCUGCAGAAUGAACUAGCAGCUGUGUGAUUUUUACACAAAAUAAAAAUGGCACAAUAUUUUAAUAAUUUC
Messenger RNA from Carassius gibelio (silver crucian carp), 4468 nucleotides. RefSeq names its product ralBP1-associated Eps domain-containing protein 1. Gene Ontology annotation, biological process: endosomal transport; endocytosis. The transcript has 21 exons. Gene Ontology annotation, molecular function: calcium ion binding; protein binding. The record is from RefSeq and is a predicted model, not a curated record. Bases 454 to 2874 code for a protein of 806 amino acids. Lineage: Eukaryota; Metazoa; Chordata; Actinopteri; Cypriniformes; Cyprinidae. Gene Ontology annotation, cellular component: plasma membrane; cytoplasm.